AUGGCAGCCAGACCUGCAACGACAUGCAAAGACCACAGUAAACCCGAAGGAAGCCACGAUUUGGCCAUCAACAACACUCCUCUGCGUCGGCUGUUCACCAGACUGGCCGAAGAGACGGUCGGACGUCUCUACAAAUCCGAUGGCCUCUGCACCCCCAUCUCCAGAAACAAGAUCAUCAAGACAGGCCACCGAGUCCGCCUGACAGAAGCAGCAACUAUCAAGUUCGUCGGGCCAAGCUACAUCCUCAUGGAGCGCAUUCGCGGUGAAGAGAUCCCUGCCGCGUGGAAACGACUAGGCGAAGACGGUCGUCGAAAGAUUUUCUCUCAGUUGAAAGCCAUGUUUGAGGAACUACGAUCAUUGAAACCACCUCCAGGCACAGGAGCAGAGAGUUGCGUGGGCGGGAGGGGGUACGAUUGCCGCAUCCCUCGCUGUCCACAAUUUGGACCAUUCAAAACGAUCCAGGACUUCCACUUCUGGCUCCGAGAGGGCUUCAAUCUGACAGACCAGCCAAAACCUGAUAACCUAGAUGAAACCGAAUGGGCGGACCUCGAGAAGACGGUCGCGAUGCAUGAAGGCCCCUUCCCUCCUCCGGUGUUCACACACGGCGACCUGAACCCUUUCAACAUCCUGGUCCGUGGUGAUGAAGUUGUCGGUAUCGUUGAUCGGGAGUUUGGCGGGUGGUACCCGCAUUACUGGGAGUAUACUUCAGCUUGGUACGGGAAUUUGUGGAGGAGUGAAUGGCAGGGUCUUGUCGACCAGUUCCUUGAGACUUUCCCUGCGGAGCUGGAAAUGGAGAUCACUAGGAACAAGUGGUGGGGAGAGUGGUGA
Saxophila tyrrhenica is the source of this 828-nucleotide messenger RNA. RefSeq lists its product as uncharacterized. Lineage: Eukaryota; Fungi; Ascomycota; Dothideomycetes; Mycosphaerellales; Extremaceae. The record is from RefSeq and is a predicted model, not a curated record. The coding region runs from base 1 to 828 and encodes 275 amino acids. The transcript has 2 exons.